GCGCAUGCUCGGCGGCCGCCGCCGGGACCGAUCUGCCGCUCCGCGGGUAAGGAGGAGUUUCCGAGUCCCGUCAGCUGACGGGGGCUUAAAGGGAAGUGCGGGCCGCGCGGACGGGAGCGCAGCGCGGGGCGUGGACAGGUAGCGGGAGGGCGGCUGCAGAGCGUGUCCUUUGGGGGCCACCGAAGGGGCAGCAGCGCCGCGAGGCCUCCAGCCAUGGCCGACGAUCUGAAGAGGUUCCUCUACAAGAAGCUGCCGAGCGUCGAAGGUCUCCACGCUAUUGUGGUGUCAGACAGAGAUGGAGUGCCUGUCAUCAAAGUUGCCAAUGAUAACGCCCCAGAACAUGCCCUGCGACCUGGCUUUCUGUCCACGUUUGCCCUUGCAACCGAUCAGGGCAGUAAGCUGGGACUCUCCAAGAACAAAAGUAUCAUCUGUUACUACAACACAUACCAGGUGGUGCAGUUCAAUCGCUUACCUUUGGUCGUGAGCUUCAUUGCUAGCAGCAAUGCUAAUACUGGGCUGAUCGUAAGUUUAGAGAAGGAGCUCACGCCCCUGUUCGAAGAACUAAGGCAGGUUGUUGAAGUUUCUUAACCUCAUGCUACAGUCGGAGUGCAGCGUCCAUCUCAGCCCAAUGGACAGGAAGACUCAAUAAUCCUCAGUCCAGUAACAUGUCUCAGAAGAUUUCACAGCUCCUUUGUACACUAAGUAAAUUGUACAUAGUACUGAAUCUGAAAUGAUCUACAGGUGUGUUGUAGGCAGAUGUUACUUUAGACCACGCUUCUUGUAUUGUGCAGUGCUGGAGACCACCAAAUAGCUCCCAUGGAGUUUAGCUCAGCCAACUUAGCCACAUGAGCACAGUGCUCUUGGCUCCGUUGAGCAACCCACAGACCUUUUGCUUUAUGGGGCACCAGGCAUUCAGUGGAGUUUAUCCUCAGGUUAGCUACCACAGCUUACUGGGUAACAGAUGGAUUGGUGUUACCAAAGAUGUGGCUGAAGGAGUGUUGUGAGAGCCUGUUUGCUAGCAGUGAUGUAUCAGUACAAUCAAUCAGUAUCCCAUCCUGUUGGUGAUGCUUUGGUCAAAGAAUCUGACUAAUCUGGGUGUUGGCUGCAUCCUGCUUUCACUGAGAAUGCUUUUUCUAUGAAGGCUGUUGCUUUAGGGGUUUUCCUAACGCCCACAGGAAAGCACAUGAACCAUGUUUCACUUUGUGGGGUUUUUGUGUAACAGUUGUGAAGUUCUCAUGCCUUGUAGUUUUUGUGUGGAUUUCAUCAUGGGUGACACUCGGCUCAUUUACCCCUAGGUUUUCCUAAGUAAAUAAAUAUAAAUAAAAUGUAUUUUUAAAUGACA
Molecule: messenger RNA, 1342 nt
Organism: Lagopus muta (rock ptarmigan)
Lineage: Eukaryota; Metazoa; Chordata; Aves; Galliformes; Phasianidae
Gene: LAMTOR3
Product: late endosomal/lysosomal adaptor, MAPK and MTOR activator 3
Exons: 7
Coding region: 214-588 (124 amino acids)
Biological process (GO): positive regulation of TOR signaling; cellular response to amino acid stimulus
Cellular component (GO): Ragulator complex
Source: RefSeq, a predicted model, not a curated record